AUGGUUUUCAUGAGUCAAUGGAAGAGCUGUCUCCAUUCAAACACAUACACAAUAAACUCCUACGAUGCUAUGGGAAUGUGUUCCUUUUACCUAUUAUUUAUAGGCAUAUGUGCAUUGCUAUUUAUUAUAGUUAUACUUUUGUUUGGAGAUCUACCAAAUUAUAGAGAUACUAUACUAAAUAAGCUCCACCAUAUUUUGGUUGAGAAUUUCUUCAAAUUCAUAACCAAUAAAUUGCAACAGUUUGAUAAUACAUAUCUAAAUUCGAGUUUAACAUCCCAAAAAGGUAAGCUUCGUCUAAAGUGGUUAUUUGGAUGGACAGUACCAAUAUUAUAUUUGAUUAUUUUUACCAAAUGUCUGAAGUUAUUUUUUGACUACACCUACACUCAGAUCAUCAAAUAUGAGGAAACACUGCAAUCUCCAACUAAUUGGGGACUGAGAUAUUGGUUUGUUAUUAUUCCAUUAAUCAUAAUUAACUACGUCACAUUUUUACUAGCAGUUUUUUCAGACCCAGGUGUUAUUGGUCCAAAGAGGGAAUGCAAUUUUAAUACUUCACAACUACAGGCUGAGUUCCCCAACGAUGGGAUUCUCUUUCCACCAGAGAUCGUAUGUUCAACUUGCAAAAUCAAAAAACCACCAAGAAGUAAACACUGCUCUAGCUGUGAUAGAUGCGUAUUGAUGUUUGAUCAUCACUGUAUAUGGCUUAAUAAUGAUGUUGGAUACUAUACUUUCCGCUGGUUUUUCCUCUUUUUGUGUUCGAUCUGCAUCAUUUUUGUUUAUGGUGGCUAUUUAUCUUUCUACAGUCUACAAGUAUACCUAAAGUCAGGAAACAUACCGGAAAAUAUCAAUAAAGCCUCCACGCCAAAAAAAUAUUGGAGGUUGAUAAAGCAAACUACUGUUGGCAAUGAAAUUACAGGUAUAUUGUUACUUCUUUGUUUACUUUUAUUUCCCUUAAUUGGAUAUUUUCUAGUCGAAACGACAUGGUCAAUAUACCUGGGAGUAACCACCAAUGAAAUAGGAAAAUGGAAUUAUAUUAAUGAGCUAAUAAACCAUGAUCUCGUUUACCAAUUUGAUCCUGAAGAUGGAUCAGCAAAAGUGUACUUGAUACUAACAGAGAGGUUACCCGGAGGACAAGGGAAAUUUAUGGCUUUAUCCGAUAGAUCUUCAUUCAAUAGUAACAUCGGUGGUAGCCUAGAACCUGUUAAAGGAUGGGACGACUUGAAAAACAUAUACGAUAGAGGAUUUUGGCUCAAUGCUAAACAAAAAUUAUUUCCUACUUCUUUUUAA
Messenger RNA from Pichia kudriavzevii, 1284 nucleotides. RefSeq lists its product as uncharacterized. Gene Ontology annotation, biological process: peptidyl-L-cysteine S-palmitoylation; protein targeting to membrane. Gene Ontology annotation, cellular component: Golgi apparatus; endoplasmic reticulum. The coding region runs from base 1 to 1284 and encodes 427 amino acids. The transcript has a single exon. Gene Ontology annotation, molecular function: protein-cysteine S-palmitoyltransferase activity. Lineage: Eukaryota; Fungi; Ascomycota; Pichiomycetes; Pichiales; Pichiaceae. The record is from RefSeq and is a predicted model, not a curated record.